GGACUAUGAGAGCAUGGGAUUUUGGUGGGCUAAAAAACCCAAUGAUUCAUCAUACCUUUUAUAUCGUUCGUGCUGCUGGCUUUCAUCAUAAAAUAAAAUCAGCAUUUCCUUUUUCUUAUGUUAAAAUCACUUUUUCUUUUGUUGGAGUGCUGGACAUACUUUUAUUUAUUGCAUGUCUUUAUAUUUUUGAUUAAAAUGCAUGCUUUCUUUAUUUGGUGGACUUUUUUUUUAUGAUACAUUUUAUUUCUUCAAACACUUUAACAGCAUAUUGUUUCAUCAAAUGCAAUAAUAUAUAUGUAGAAACCUUGCACAUAGGAAGUAAGAAGUGCAUGAUACAGAGAAAAAACACAAGAAACAUUCACCAAAAAAACAAAAGGGUAGAGAUGGGUAAGUACAGAUUCAGAUUAUCUGAUAUGAUGCCGAAUGCCUGGUUUUAUAAGCUUAAGGAUAUGGGGAAGAGUAGAUCAAGCAAGUCGAGUUCGCGCACUACUAAAAGUAUCAAGCAAUGUUCUCCUACACCAAUUCAAACUACAAGCAUCACAAAAUUCCACCACCCAAACAAGUCUUAUGUUUACUAUCCUACUGUUGAGACCUCUACAGAUAGGUUUACUGAUCCUUUGUACAGUUCACCUUGCAGGAAUCUUGGGCGUGCUUCCGAUGCUCGUUCUUCUACCAGUCCUUGUAGAAAGUCAUCUCAUAGUCAUAGAACAAGUAAAAGAACGACCAUUUACAAACAAAAGAAUGGUUGUAAUACUGCUGAUCAGCCAUUGUAUUAUUCACUUUCGUCUAGUGAGCUUGGCUCUCCUGAAGCUAUUGUUUCUGUGCCUAAUAAUGACUACAGGAGGAAAAGUGUGAGCGUUGAUUUUGGGCCAGAGUUAUUGAUGUUUGAUGAAGUGGGUUCAUGGAGCUCAUCGUCAUUGCGAUCAUCAUGCAGUUGCUGCUGCAGGGUUAGUUCUUCUACUGCUGAUAUCAUCAUUGACUUGAAUCAUCAUGACGAUUCAUCCUUCAGAACAAAGUUCCAGAAGUUGAACGAGUUUGAUGCAGCGUCAGAGCUUGAACUCCGUCCUAUACUCACAAAGAAGCUUCCGGAAGAACAAAUCUUUGACAUCAGUGAAUUAAGCAGUAGUAUCAGAAAAUCUGCAGGUAAAGAGGCGCGUGCUACUCAUAAAAACAAUAAAUAUGUCAGAAAGGUAAAAUCGCGGAGGUCAAGUCUAUCAGAUAGCUUCGCCAUUGUAAAGUCGUCUCUAGACCCUCAUACAGAUUUCAUGGACUCAAUGAUGGAGAUGAUCCAGGAAAAUAACAUAAGGGAGUGUAAGGAUUUAGAAGACCUUUUAGCCUGUUAUCUUUCAUUGAACUGUAAAGAGUAUCAUCCUAUUAUUGUAAAGGUUUUCCAGAAAAUAUGGCUUGAUAUAUUCUGCUCUAUGUAGCAAUUAAGCCCCUAAUUGAAAAAUGUUUCCUAGUUGAAAUUCUUCUAAUUCAGCUAGAUUCCCAUGUACAUAAAGCUAAAUAAUCAAAGCUGUAAAUUUUCUGUUUA
Spinacia oleracea (spinach) is the source of this 1534-nucleotide messenger RNA. RefSeq names its product transcription repressor OFP1. The transcript has a single exon. NCBI's taxonomy places the organism in Eukaryota, Viridiplantae, Streptophyta, Magnoliopsida, Caryophyllales, Amaranthaceae. Gene Ontology annotation, biological process: negative regulation of DNA-templated transcription. The record is from RefSeq and is a predicted model, not a curated record. Gene Ontology annotation, molecular function: DNA binding. Bases 231 to 1427 code for a protein of 398 amino acids.